AUGGGAAGAUCUAAAUUACGAGGAAGCUCGCCAAUUUAUUUGAACCCAUCUCCUAAGGAGUUAUCACCAUCAUCACCGGUCUUCGUUGACUGGGACCAAGAAACUACAAUGGGCACAUCACGCCCAACUAGCCUGGCCAUACCACGGACUGGCUCACCAUUCACCAACCCACCAUCACUUGAGGACAUUCUUGCUAAUGUUGCGCCGCCGCCGUGGACACUGAGCUCUUUUAUGGCAUUCUUGUCUCAAAAUCAUUGCUUGGAAACGCUGGAGUUUAUUAUGGCCGCUGACCGAUAUAGGACGGCGUAUCAACAAUUCGCAGAAGGCAAGCCAUCGAAUGAUUGUUCGCAAAUAUGUUCAUUAUGGCGGAAAGUUAUUGAUGCCUACAUUAUGCCAUGCGCACCACGGGAAGUUAACUUGCCCUCACACGUUCGUGAUCGUUUACUUCAGCAUAAAUGCUGCAAGUCAAACCCACCUCACCCAAUUGAACUAGAUGAGGCAGUCCACAUUAUACAGGAAUUAAUAAAUGACUCGGUUCUCGUUUCAUUCAUUGAGUCCGUAUUGCCAGCUGUUGGAGCGCGAUCUGAGGAUUUCUCCUAUGACUCUAGGCACGGACGCUCGCGCCUUGACAUAUCCCCAGAAGGCCUAUCUGGUGAUGAAGGAGUUCAGUCACCUAGAGCCUCUUAUAUACCUUUUCUCAACAUUGGCCGAAACAGCAGUGCUGGGAAUCGCUCAACAUUAACAUCUGUCGAAUCGGUGGAUUUCGAUUUAAUGACUGAUUUCAGCAGCAGCCCAAAUUCGUGGUCUGGAACUGAAUCAAUGACACCACCUGUCACACCACCCACCUCGAGUUGUACGCGUAGCACCUCCCCUACUGCGUUGCAACGGGCAAUAACAGGCAGCAGCUGGAAAAAGAUGGGAGCAAAGCUGGGCUUGACGAAGAAGAGCAGCAAAUCUAUCCGUCGCACAACUUCAACGUCAAGUGACUGCGAGAGCAGCUCCAUGCCGACAAGGCAAGUGGCUGCUGACGAGACAAACACGUCCUGGGAGGAUCCUCACCCCGGUGAGAAGAUCCGAUUUCCACUCGGGGUAACUGCUGGAUCACACGAUAAUCCUCAGACUGUCAGUGGAGAUGUUGCGGGUGGCGUGGCCGCGAAAUCGCGGAGCGCACAGAAUGAGAAGGGACUGUGUGUAGUCCGGCGUACUUUUGGUGUUCGCCAGCGGAACAGUGCACCAAAACCGUUAAGGAUACCUGACAAGGUACUCGAAGAGCCGGAAUCGAAAUACAGCUCGCUAGCUUCUUCGGAACAUAAUAAUCAUACUGGCGCAUUAUCACCACCUCUUCUCUCUGAUUCUCUCCAGACUCUUGACUUUGAAACCGAUACAGAGACGGAAGUAGAUGGCGAUGGAGAAUUUGAUCAAGUCAGAGUGGCAACCGUCAGCCACCCUCAUCUGAAUGAUUUCUCGAAUUACCUCGACUUAUCACAAGAGGAGGAGGACGACGACGACAGGUCGGUAACUGUGGUUGAUCCCGAAGCCUUCACCCGACCUAAUUCUGUCGAUACUUAUGGUUGGGAAGAAGAGUUGAAUCGCAAGAUGGGGUGUCGAGUUGGUAGCGCGAGUACUCUAUGUCCGUGUCGCUAUCCAAGUCGGGAAAUAGAUGGUGGCAACAAGCGGGGCCUCCUGUAUCGCGUCUUUUCCGUGCCGACAAGGAGGACGAAUUCCGUGGUUUAG
Hypoxylon fragiforme is the source of this 1734-nucleotide messenger RNA. RefSeq lists its product as uncharacterized. NCBI's taxonomy places the organism in Eukaryota, Fungi, Ascomycota, Sordariomycetes, Xylariales, Hypoxylaceae. Bases 1 to 1734 code for a protein of 577 amino acids. The record is from RefSeq and is a predicted model, not a curated record. The transcript is spliced from 2 exons.